AUGUGGUGCCUGGAGCGGCUCCGCUUGGGACCCGAGCACCUCCUGCGGGGCAGAAACCGGCUUUUCCAGGAUCAGGCCGGCCGAGCCACUGCUCUCAGGCCCUCCCGGUGCGCAAACGUGCUCACCCCGGACCGCAUCCCCGAGUUCUGCAUCCCCCCGCGACUCGCGCCCUGCCCGACCCUGGCUGCAAUCCAAGACAACAGGGGCGAAAAAGCAGGGACAGGCGACAGCGCGGGGCGCACGGACUGGGACCCACGAUCGCAGGCUGCGCUCUCGCUGCCUCACCUGCCCCGGGCACGUACAGCCUGUGGCUUCUGCGCGCUGCUCGAGAGCCCGCACACCCGCCGCCGGGAGUCGCUCUUCCUCCGGGGCCCGGGGGCCGCCCCGCUCCUGCCCGUGCUCCGCCCCCGGGCGCGCACCUUCGGAGGCGGCGUCGGAGACGCCCCCCUCGUGCCCCCGGGAAGAGUCCCUGCUGUGCCCCCGGCGGCCCUCGGCGGCUCCCGCCCGCACCUGGACACGCUCACUCUCCGACCCCGCGGCAGCCGCCUCCUGCGCGCUCCCGAGGGGCUGCUGCGCUGCGCGCAGAGGAGCAGCGGCCUGGCCAGUGCCCGCUCCGUCGCCAGCGGGGACGGGGACGACGACGACGACGAGCGCGGCGCCGGCUCCCUGUCCCCGGCUCAGCCCCCCGCCACGUCCCCUCCGCCGCCCCCCGACCCGCGGCCCGAGCGCCUGGAGGCCGAGGGCACCGUGACUCUGGACCGCGCCGGCGGCGCCCUGCGCCUGGGCGCCGAGUACAGUCGGCACAGCGGGCGCCUCCGCGUCCGGCUGCUCCACGCCGAGGGCCCGGCCGGUGGGGCCGCCGAUCCCCGCGCCCCCGUCGGCUGCCACGUCAGCUUCGUCCUGCAGCCGCCGGGCCAGACGCGCCGGCUGCGGGGCGCCGUGUUCCGGCGGAGACGCCGGGCGGUCUUGGAGCAGGACUUGUGCUUGGACGGGCUCUCGGAAGACGAGGUGCGCCGCCUGGCCGUGCGCGUCAAGGCCGAGAACCGGGGCCGCGGGCUGGAGCGGGGUCGCCUGCUGGGCCCCGUCCAGCUCCUUGUGGGCUAGUUACUCUUAUUGUACCUGGGGUAG
Globicephala melas (long-finned pilot whale) is the source of this 1128-nucleotide messenger RNA. RefSeq names its product C2 calcium-dependent domain-containing protein 4A-like. NCBI's taxonomy places the organism in Eukaryota, Metazoa, Chordata, Mammalia, Artiodactyla, Delphinidae. The record is from RefSeq and is a predicted model, not a curated record.